This is a messenger RNA of Tilletiaria anomala UBC 951, 1620 nucleotides long. RefSeq lists its product as uncharacterized. Gene Ontology annotation, molecular function: glucosaminyl-phosphatidylinositol O-acyltransferase activity. NCBI's taxonomy places the organism in Eukaryota, Fungi, Basidiomycota, Exobasidiomycetes, Georgefischeriales, Tilletiariaceae. The transcript has a single exon. The record is from RefSeq and is a predicted model, not a curated record. Gene Ontology annotation, biological process: GPI anchor biosynthetic process; protein localization to plasma membrane. The coding region runs from base 242 to 1138 and encodes 298 amino acids. Gene Ontology annotation, cellular component: membrane; endoplasmic reticulum.
CACUCAGAGCAGCUUCCGCGGAAGAGGUAUGGUACAAGGCGGCCAAACGGAAAGAGUUCCUGACUAUCUACAGGGCGCACAUGAUGCUCAUGACUGUCAUCUGCAUUCUCGCUGUCGACUUUAAAGUGUUUCCGCGCGAGUUUGCCAAAUGUGAGAGCUGGGGGACAAGUCUUGUGAGUUGGCGAAUCAAGUGCUUGUAGAGUGGGAGACUUCAAAUGCUGAUGUCUAACGCCCAUCGCAGAUGGACCUCGGCGUAGGCUCGUUUGUUUUUUCGCUCGGCAUCGUCUCUUCGGGCCCGCUUAUCCCAUCGCUACACUCAGCACGACACCGCUUCCGACCGCCGCGGGCGCUGCUGCUGAACAACAUCAAGAAAGCGCUGCCGCUGCUCGCGCUGGGCCUGGUUCGCGUCGUGAUGGUCAAAGGCAUGGACUAUCCGGAACACGCUAGCGAGUACGGCGUGCACUGGAACUUUUUCCUCACACUCGCCGUCUUGCCUGUGCUCAGCUCGCUGUGCCGGCCGCUGACGCGGCUCGCGCGCUACUCGGUCAUCGGCCUGUCGAUCGGCGCGGGCUACCAGGUGCUGCUGUGGUGGCGUGCGGAUCUGCAGGAGUGGAUACUGUCUGACCCGCGCGUGCGGCAUGGGGGCUUCGUGCAGCAGAACAAGGAGGGCCUUGCGUCGCUCGCGGGUUACCUUGCCAUCUUCAUGCUCGGUAUCGACCUGGGCCACUACGUGCUCCCACUGGACCCGUACCAGGCCUUCCGCCGGCGCUCGCGCACGCGCCGGCGCGAGAAGACUGGCAAACUGAGCAUGGUCCUCGCGAGCUUCUCGGUGCUGUACUGGUCCGCGUUCUUGCUCCUGCGACUCCUGGGCGCGCAGAACAGUCGCCGGCUGGCAAACCUGGUUUACGUUGUCUGGGUGACGGCGUUCAAUGCGUCCUUUCUUCUGUGCUACGUCGCAGUGUACGCUAAGUGGCUGCAGCUGCUCAAGCAGCGUGCACUCGCCUCGGCCGCAUCGGUUCAGGAGCUCGAGGUUCGUCAGUGGACAAAGCGCAUGGCAGAGUGGAGCCCUUCGUUGUUGGAGGACAUCAAUCGGCACUCAUUCGCUAUCUUUCUUGCUGUGAGUCCCGGCGUUUGUUAGGGCGUCGCCAUUCGUGCUGACACUGUUCGUCACUCCUUUUGCGCCGCAGGCAAAUAUGCUGACGGGACUAGUGAACGUCUCAAUGGCGACGAUGCACGCGAGCAUCUUGGCUUCUAUGCUCGUGCUUCUCUUGUACAUCGGCAUCAACUGCGUCCUCGGGUCUGCGCUCACCCGGCUCGGCUGGCGGCUGCCCUUUUGACGGAUAGCAUGGCACGAGUCUUCAGCAAGGGAAGAGCAUAUGUAGCAUACAUUCGCACACACCAUUGCAUAGCUCAUCGAAUGAUGAGAUUGAAUACAGACGCCAGCACUCGAUUGUUGUGCUCGCAUCAUCUCGGCGCGUCGAUAGUGAAGAAAGAGAGUAGAUGCUGCGUGCAUUGCCAAAAAGGGGGACAAGGUGUGCAGCGAGAGAGAUGGAUUGGGAUGUGCAGUGGAGUGUAUUCGGACACGGACAUAUACACAGACAUCACCGCAGCCGUCCCGCU